Heteronotia binoei (common prickly gecko) is the source of this 1605-nucleotide messenger RNA. RefSeq names its product abhydrolase domain containing 1 (gene ABHD1). Gene Ontology annotation, biological process: medium-chain fatty acid biosynthetic process; medium-chain fatty acid catabolic process. Bases 85 to 1290 code for a protein of 401 amino acids. The record is from RefSeq and is a predicted model, not a curated record. The transcript is spliced from 9 exons. Gene Ontology annotation, molecular function: acetylesterase activity; monoacylglycerol lipase activity. NCBI's taxonomy places the organism in Eukaryota, Metazoa, Chordata, Lepidosauria, Squamata, Gekkonidae.
CGGUGCUUGCUCCUUCCGGCAGCGGCGGAGUUCGCUGCUCGCUGCGGGGUUGGCUGGUUUGGCGGCCGAGGGGCUGCGCGGAAGAUGCUGGGGCUGUCGCUGUUGGUGGGCUUCAGCACCGGGUUGCUCGCCUAUUAUUGGGCUCGCGUCCCCAAGCGCCCCCUGCUGGUGGCUUGUCAGCCAUUCCGUUCCUUCCUGGAGAAGUACUGUCCCAUUGUGGAUGAGACGUUCUAUCCUACACCGUGGUGCUUUGAGGGCCGACUCCAGACCAUUGUUCGUGUCUUCCUCAAGUCACGCCCACAGGUCCACUACCGCAGCGAGGUGCUGCGAACUGAAGAUGGAGGGCAACUGUUGCUGGAUUGGGCCAACGAUGAAGACAGGAAUACAGGCCACCCUGACCCAGAGAGCUGCCCUAUUGUCUUAUUCCUGCCAGGCCUGACAGGAAACAGUGAAGAGACCUACAUCCUGCACAUGGUGUGCACAGUCCAGCUACAGGGCUACAGGGCGGUUGUGUUCAAUAACAGAGGUUGCAAAGGAGAGGAAUUGCUGACCUACCGGGCUUUCAGUGCCAACAACACUGAAGACUUGGAGCUGGUGGUGGCCCACAUCAAGAGCCAGUUCCCUCGGGCACCACUGAUGGCAGUUGGCGUUUCAAUGGGCGGGAUUCUGGUGCUCAACUACCUGGGGCGGAAAGGCCAUGAGGCUGGGCUGGUGGCUGCUAUGACCUUCUCUGUGAGCUGGGAUUCCUUCGAGACCACCCACUCGCUCGAGAGACCCCUCAACCUGGUGCUUUUCAACCAGCGACUCACAGCCAACUUGCGGAAGCUCAUCCAACGGCACAGAAAGGUGGUUGCUGAGAAACUGGAUGUGGAUCAUGUGCUGAAGGCUCGUUGCAUUAGGGAGUUUGAUGAGCGCUACACAUCCGUGGCCUUUGGUUACAACUCAUGCAAGGAGUACUACCAAGCAGCCAGCCCGUGUCACAAAGUGCACCGCUUCCGUGUGCCAGUGUUGUGCCUUAACGCCUCUGAUGACCCCUUCUCCCCUCAGCAUGCUAUUCCUCUAGAUGCUGCUCAGUGUGUGCCCACAUUGGCCUUGUUGGUGACAUCCCACGGUGGCCACAUAGGCUUCCUGGAGGGCCUAUUUCCACGCCAUGGGAGUUACAUGGACCGUGUCUUUGCCCAGUUUGUGAGUGCUGUCUUUGAGCAUCAGGAGGAACUGCAGGCUGCAGUAGCAGCCAAGGAAGACAAAGAACUUGAACAAGACCAGAGUCUUCUGCUGCUGGAUCAGUGAGAAGACACCACUGAAGACUGGGCCAGGAGAUUCCAAGCCCUUCCUGUCAACCUGUGGCUCUGAUCCCACCUGCCCUCCCAGGUGGAGGGCCUGUAUUUGCCUUCACUUUUAGGGAGGCGGCGAGAUUAUAGCCAAGGCAUGUGCCACUAUGCUGCAAACCCUUGUUUUCCAGUAUGAUCUAUCCCACAUGAAAGGCUGUGCCCCUGAAGGGAUGUCUCCAUGUGUCCACACCAGCAGGUGGCAUUGGAGACUUCAUGUAUUUUGGGGAGCAAGCAGUGGGAUGCUGAGCUGAAUACAGAGCUAUUUUUUUCCAUA